CGACAUUGUCAAAUGGUGAAGUUUACAAAAAUAUGACAAAGAACAAAACUGAAUUCAUUGCGAAUAUUGAUCAUUGUGACUUCCACUGUGAAAAACAAGUCAGUGUAGCGGCUGGAGUUGAUGCCACCCUCGAAGUUAUUUUUGAACCAACCAGUGUAGGCAAUGGAGUGGCUACACUGACAAUUACAAGUGCACAAGCUGGUGAAUACAGUUUCCUGCUUAAAAGUACAGCGCUGCCACCACAACCUCAAGGCCCUAUCACGAUAAAAGCUGGUGAAACAAAACACAUUGUCUUUCGCAAUGUCUUUCCUACACCGAUUCUCUACUCAUUUCAGGUUGAUAAUACCGUAUUCAACUUGCCAAAAAAACAAAGUGAAAUCAUUCGACCGAAUAAAGAAUUUCGAAUACCCAAUCGGUCUUGA
Molecule: messenger RNA, 422 nt
Organism: Trichobilharzia szidati
Lineage: Eukaryota; Metazoa; Platyhelminthes; Trematoda; Strigeidida; Schistosomatidae
Source: the annotation of a GenBank genome assembly